ACCAAAUUAACUUCAUUUGUUUUAACAUACCUCUUGGCUAACAUUCGGAAGCGAGCGCAGGCGAGUCGGUUGUUUCAUACUAGUUCGUCAUAAAGGUGUCUAGUAUCAUACUUUGAGGAAGUAAUUUUGCUCUCGCCAAUGUCUGCAGCUGUUCGUAGAUUGAAGAAGGAAUAUGAAACCCUCAUCAAUUCAAGCAUCAAGAAUGUGAUUAGAAAUGUGAAAUAUGAAGAGCCCAAUUUCUUAACGUGGACAGGAUUUAUAGUACCGGAUGAACCUCCAUACAACAAGGGAGCUUUUAAGAUUGAAAUCACAUUUCCAGUUGAAUAUCCAUUCAAACCUCCGAAAGUGAUUUUUAAAACUCGCAUAUAUCAUCCGAAUAUUGAUGAAAAGGGUCAAAUCUGUUUGCCAAUAAUCAAUCCGGAGAACUGGAAACCUGCCACCAAAGUGGAACAUGUGAUUCAGGCGCUGGUUGCAAUGGUUCAUGCUCCUGAAGUGGAACAUGCUCUUCGUUCAGAUUUAGCUGAGGAAUAUGCUAAGGAUCUUAAAAAGUUUUUAAAAAAUGCUGAAGAGUUCACUAAAAAAUAUGCAGAGAAAAUUCCGAAUGUGUAAAUUUUGUACUAAUUUUAAUGAAUUUUUGAUUAUUUCUUACUUCAUCUCUUAUUCCUUUUUCUCCCGUUUACAAAUGAAAUUUUCCACACGGCACGUGUACCUUGGCUUUCAUAUUUGGGACUCAUAUUAUCAUGUUUCGGUUUUUUGAAAGCAGUGUAUGUAAAUGACCAGAUAUUUAAAGACUUGAUAUCAUGUCAUCACUUCCUCUCUUGUGUGAAUGACAUUGUACAGAUAAAAUUGUCGUUACUUUCAACAUGUAAUUGAUGAAUUCCUGUACUUUGAUAUAUGUGCAUUUCAAAAGAACUCAAAAUAUAGUCGGAAAAAAACGAUUUGAAAGUCAGUAACAAUAGUGUUAUUGUCAUUACUUUUUGUGCACUAUUUUGAAAUAUCAUUCGCUCUCAAGUUAUUGCCUUCUGGUGUUUUGACUCUAUGAUGUUACUUUGAGAUGCUAAAUAAAUAUGCAUGUAUAAGUGUUU
Messenger RNA from Heterobilharzia americana, 1085 nucleotides. NCBI's taxonomy places the organism in Eukaryota, Metazoa, Platyhelminthes, Trematoda, Strigeidida, Schistosomatidae. The record is from the annotation of a GenBank genome assembly.